UCUCAAAGACGAUGCUGCUUCUAUCACUGUCUUGGUUUCUGUCCAUUUUUCAUAUAAAAAACUCUCCCUCUCUCUCUCUCUCUAAAUUAGCCUGUGAAAAUGCUUAUCUUGUAAGUUGCAUUGCAUGUCAUUCUCUUGUAGUCUUGUUCACUAUCUCUUUACUAGAGCCUUCAUGAACCACUAAAUUAGCCUCUUCAAUAUCUCUGUCACUUUUUUCUAAGACCAUUUAUUGUUUCCUAGCUUGUAAGCUCCCCAUUUCCAUGCCUAAGCUCCCCAUUUCCAUGUUCAUUCUCGUCACUCUUUCUUCCACUCAUAACCUACUCUGAAAGCUCAAACUUCUUAGCCAUAACUCCAAAAUGUCAUCCUUGAGCCAAUUCAUUCCUGCCCUCAUGUCCGAGACUGCAAACUUAGUACUUUUCUGAAAUGGGUCUGCUUAAAGUUUCUGUUUUGGUUUGCCUUUGUUGGAUUUUUUCUCUUUUGUGCUUUGGAACUCGCUGCCAUGGUUCUGAGGUCACUGUGAAGUUCUUGGAGGCCCCUGAUGCUUUCUCACGAUUAAAGUCGGCCACAUUUUUGUUUGAAAUUUUAGUGAAUGGCCACAGUUAUAAUUGCAAGCACUGCAACAUCAGUUGCUCGUUGGAUAACCGCCACUCUUCAGACUGCAAUGACAGAAAGAUCUUCUACUUUAAGUUGGAGGAAGGAGAGCACAAAUUCAAGGUCUGCACUAAUUUAUCCAAAGGGGUUGGUUGCUCCAGCUAUAAGUGGACUGUUGAUACAGUUCCUCCUACUGCAUCAAUUAUGCCGUCGAUGGCAUUUACGAACGCUUUAAAUGUUUCUGUAAAUAUUUCUUUCUCUGAACCUUGUAAUGGCAGUGGAGGUUUCCGAUGUUCAUCUGUAGAGGCCUGCAACCUACUAGUGUACGGUGAAGGGCGUGUUAUACCAUCAUCUUUCAAAAUUCUUCAGCCCAAGCUCAAAUAUUCACUUUCUGUGGCUUUGCCAUCUACCAUUCAAUAUGGAAGAAUUAUAUUAGUAAUGGAUAAGAAUUUCUGUACUGAUAGUGCUGGAAAUAUAUUCACAAGAACAGAAAAUUCAAUUUCUUAUGUACACUUUGAUAGAAGAAAACUACUUGCUAACCUAAAAACUCGUGUUCCGGAAAGGCUACUCCAGCUCAACGGUGACACCAGACUUGUACAAGCAACAAACAAACAUGAUAACUUGAAGGUCUAUUUGUACUUCUCAGAACCAGUUCUUAAUUCAUCUUUGGAAGUUCUGAAUUCUCUUGAAGUAAGUGAUGGGGCGCUGCUUCCCAUUAGUGGAAGGAGCCUUGGAAAUCGCAGAUUCGGCUUUUCGGUCGCAAAUGUUUCUGGAAUUGCAAUAAUCACAGUGAGUCUCAAGCCUAGUUCUAUAAUAAGCAGACAAGGAAAUCCUGUUUCACCACUUCCACCAGUUACUUUCCUUUAUGAUUCUCUUAGGCCCACUGUGAUGCUCAGUACAACUACUUAUAAGAGGACAACAGAAAAAAGAUUUUCAGUCACUGUAAAUUUCGUGAAGCCUGUAUUUGAUUUCAACUCGUCGUGUGUCUCAAUUCGUGGAGGUCAUUUGCAGAGCUUUCGUGAGAUGGGCAGAAAUAUCUACUCUGUUGAAGUACAAGCUGAGGAUGAAAUUGUAUCUAUCAGUGUCCCUGAGAAUGUAACGACCGAUGUUGCUGGAAAUCGUAAUCUAGCAUCAAAUGUCCUGCAAAUGUGGCACUAUUCUAUACCAACGAUAUCUACAGUUGUUUCGAUCUUUACAAUUGCUUCGUUUACGGCAACAUCCCUCGCAGCAGGACUACUCACUGUAUCAACAGCCAGCCUUCAAUCAGAAGGAGUUUUCAUGAGAUCAUCUUCUUCUCUGACACAUAAUCCUACAAGAAACAUUUUUAGAAUUGCUUGCCACAUUCAAAUUUUUGCACUAUCUAUAUGGUUGCCAGUUACGCUGCCUGUCGAGUACUACGAAUUUGCAAAGGAUCUGCAAUGGAGUAUUCCUUACCUUAGACUUCCAUGGGAAGAUGAGCAUGAUCAUCCAGACUUAAGUGACUACAGUCCCUUUACUGGAUCAAAUCCUUAUCUUUCAAAAACUCGCCAUUCUAAAAUUUUUCAAAACAAGGUUCCAGGCAAUAACUUUACUGUGGUUGAUAUGUUGUAUGGGUUGCCCCUUACUCCAAUGGAAUACAGAUCAUUUUUCGAGAGCCAAAAUAUCAAACCCCAAGCUGAUAACAUUUUUGGACCAGGAAGUUACAGUCAAUGGAAUGAUUUUUAUAGAAGCAUGUUCUGGUUUGGAAUAUUUGCUGGCAGUUUGAUAUUCCUCCAUGCCCUUUUCCUUUUCAUUAUGAAAUGUCGAAAGAAAAUAUACAACACACAGGGAAGUUAUGGAGCACUUACUUUCCCUAGAUUUGAGAUAUUCAUUACAUUUGUUGCACUAGCUUCCAUGUCCAUGGCCUCGGGUGUGCUAUUUAGAGAUGGAGCUCUUGCAGGAGUAAUAGUUGGAGUGUUGCUGCUUGGUAUACUGUCGCUUCUUUUGCUAGCCUUGCUGUUGUUUCUUUCAGUUGGGAUCACAUUCGGGAAGCUACUUCAGUACAAAGAAGUUCAUCAAGAAGGCCAGAAAUUUCAUUGGUAUCAAGAACUCGUUCGUGUCACUCUAGGUCCUGGCAAGAGAAGUCAAUGGACUUGGAAAAACCAGCCAAACUCUGUUUAUCUUAUAAUUUUUGGGCCAAUGUUUGAAGAUCUAAGAGGUCCCCCAAAGUAUAUGUUGUCUCAGAUUUCUGUGGCAAAUCCCAAUAAACGCGGCGAUCGGAUUAUUGCCUCAGACGAUGAAACAGAAGAUGCAGAAGCACCAUUCAUCCAGAAGCUGUUUGGCAUUCUUCGUAUAUACUAUACGCUUCUCGAAUUUAUUAGACGAGUCACUCUUGGAAUCAUGGCUGGUGCUUACAAGGAAACACUCUAUUCUAGAACUCCAAUAGUUACCUUGCUAUGCAUCUCAUCAUUUCAGCUCUUUUUCCUUGUUCUCAAGAAGCCAUUUAUCAAGAAAAAGGUUCAGUUGGUUGAGAUCAUUUCCAACACAUGUGAAGUCGGUCUUUUCGCUAUUUGUGCAGUUCUCUUAGAUAACGAAUUCUCAAUCACGAAUCAAACAAGACUCGGAAUAACAUUGCUGUUGCUGUUCCUUAUAGGCUACUUUCCACAAUUGAUCAAUGAAUGGUAUGCUUUGUACAAACAAGCAAAACAACUUGACUUCGCUGGGCAAUCAUUCUUUUCAGGACUCAAGGUGGCAUUUAUUGGAUUCCUCCUCCUGUUUCUCCCACAGAGAUUCACUAAAAACUUGGAAAGUAUAUUCGCCGUGAACCUUAGUGGAGACUCCGAAACCGUGGAUAACUCGUCUGAUAGGAACAUGUCUGGCAGUCGAAGCUCAAGUAAUGAGAAACCAUGGUUGAAACAACUUCGAAAAUUGGCAAAGGCAAGCUUCACUAAAGAUCAAGGAGGGACUUCAAAUGAUCCAUCAGGAAGUGGUGCACAAUGGACCGGAUUCUGGGGGCGAAGAAGUCGUAGCAGAAGUAGUAGAAGCUCUUCCAUAAGUUCAUCUGAUUUCAGGUCUAAAUCCAAAGGCUUGUACAAGGAAUUUGAAUCCAUUUUUUCAACCAGGUGAAAUAAAAACACAAAUGUAUUUGUAUGAUCUUCUGAAGUUCAUUCAUUAGUAGAGUUUAUCAUCCCAUAAUAGUUCAUCACUUUGGGUGUAGAUUACGGACAAUUGGAUUCUAUGGUCAUGUAUACUUAUAAAAAAUUCACCCAGAAAGAUUUACAUUA
Cucumis melo (muskmelon) is the source of this 3833-nucleotide messenger RNA. RefSeq lists its product as uncharacterized. The record is from RefSeq and is a predicted model, not a curated record. The transcript has 13 exons. Bases 424 to 3675 code for a protein of 1083 amino acids. Lineage: Eukaryota; Viridiplantae; Streptophyta; Magnoliopsida; Cucurbitales; Cucurbitaceae.